This is a messenger RNA of Acaromyces ingoldii, 1876 nucleotides long. RefSeq names its product putative pantothenate transporter. The record is from RefSeq and is a predicted model, not a curated record. Gene Ontology annotation, molecular function: transmembrane transporter activity. NCBI's taxonomy places the organism in Eukaryota, Fungi, Basidiomycota, Exobasidiomycetes, Exobasidiales, Cryptobasidiaceae. Gene Ontology annotation, cellular component: membrane. The coding region runs from base 318 to 1832 and encodes 504 amino acids. The transcript has 5 exons. Gene Ontology annotation, biological process: transmembrane transport.
GUAAGCCUUAUCUGCAACUCGAACCCCGCCUACUCUGUCGAUAGCCAGCCACCACAGUCUUCAUGGAGUCAGGCAAUCUGGUGUGGACAUUGUAUAGCAGCUAGAAGGGUCAGAUAUGGUCCAAUCUCUCUGCUCGUCUCGGCGCUGCUGUACCUCGCAUCGUCAACGAUUGGAUUAAAAGGGGGAGGAGUGAGCUGUACCGUCUCGGUCCCUGCAGCGAGGUGGCAGACAAGACGCCCUUCCUACCCCACUCCUCUCUUGUCCUAAGUGCGCUGCUAGAUAUAAUCGUGUCUGAAGUUGUCAACAUCAUCGCCACCAUGUCCUCCCGGAAUCCUUCUGCCACUGGUGGCCCCGAGGACAAAGACGUCUCCGAAAAGGCGCAGGUCGACUGCGUCAGUAUGGCUGGAGGAAGAGAGCCAGAAUCUCUACGCAACCUCAGCGAGGACGAGAUCAAGCUCAUGAACGGGAAGCUAGUCCGCAAGAUCGAUCUAGUCAUCCUGCCCACAAUUGCUAUUCUCUACAUCCUCAACUAUGUCGACCGCCAGAACUUGUCUGCAGCAAAGCUGCAAGGGAUCAUGGAAGAUCUUCACAUGUCGACACAGCAGUUCGCCACAGCCAUCUCCAUCCUCUUCGUCGGCUACCUGCCCUUCCAGAUUCCCAGCAACCUGAUCAUCACCAGGAUCCCACGGCCGGGCAUGUACAUCUGCCUCGCUGUCGUCAUCUGGGGCGCCAUUUCUGCCGCCACAGCAGCUGUCAAGACGUAUGGGCAACUGCUUGCUGUCCGUGCCAUCCUCGGAAUGGUCGAGGCCGUCUUCUUUCCAGGUGCGAUCUACUACCUCUCGGCCUGGUACACAAAGCAAGAGCUCGGAAAGCGUUUGGCAGGCCUGUACAUUGCCCAGCAAGUGGGGAAUGCUUUCGGAGGCUUGCUGGCCGCCGCCAUUCUUCAGCUCGAUGGCGCUCACGGCAUUCGAGGCUGGGAAUGGCUCUUCAUCAUUGAGGGAUCUGCCACCGUUGGAAUCGGUGCCAUCUGCGCUUGUCUCAUGCCCGAAUUUCCACACAACAGCCGAAUGCUCUCUCCAGUCGAGCGAGACCUCGCCGUCUGGCGCAUCGAGUCGGAGUCGGGAGCAGCCGAGGGCACUGAGAAGGAAAGCACGUUCAAGGGCUUCUUUGCCGCCCUGUCGGAUCCCAAGCUCCUUCUCCUCAUCUUCUGCAAUAUGCUCUCCCAGGGACAAGGGUCUAUCGCCAACUUCUUCCCAUCUCUUGUCGCCUCGCUAGGUUACAAUCACACGCUCAGCUUGCUCCUCACCGCGCCUCCCUACAUCCUCGCUGGCUUCGUCUACUACGGCAUCUCGUUCUACUCGGAUCGCAAGAACACGGUAUACCCAAUCAUUUUGGUCUGCAUCUCCAUCGCUUCCGCCAUGUACAUCAUCCCCAUGUCGACCACCAGCAUUGGCGCUCGCUACUUUGCCAUGAUGGUGCUACCCUUCUCGUCCGUCGGUCCUCAGAUUCUCCUUUUCAAGACGAUCAAUCUGCACCUCGCGCGGCCAGUGUCGAAACGAGCAGCUGCCUCGGCUCUAGUGAAUGCCAUCGGAGGUACCUCCAACAUCUGGGCUUCGUACCUGUACUACGCCCCUCCCCACUAUUACGCCGCUUUUGGGACGCUCCUUGCUUGCGCCUUUCUCUUUGCAGCCACGAUCAGUGUCUACCGCUGGCUGGUGUUGCGCGAGAACAAGCGUCUGGACUCGGGCGACCCAGACCAGAUCACGAAGGUGGUCAAAGGUGGUGUUACUGCAGAGAUGGUGGAGCUGAAUUGGCGCUACGAAAUGUACUAGAACAGCUCUUACGAUGUACCCACUGCUUUCUUCCCGAAUGACGA